Fraxinus pennsylvanica is the source of this 2043-nucleotide messenger RNA. The record is from the annotation of a GenBank genome assembly. NCBI's taxonomy places the organism in Eukaryota, Viridiplantae, Streptophyta, Magnoliopsida, Lamiales, Oleaceae.
AUGUCGGGGUUAUUUAAUUCAUCACUCAAUGGAUCAACAUCAAAUCUUCCUGACAGCACUGGGCGCCCAUUAACUUCAUCGUUCUCUGGUCAAUCUGGGGCUGCCUCUCCUGUUUUUCAUCACACUGGAAAUAUUCAGGGACUGCAUAAUAUUCAUGGGAGUUUUAAUGUUCCUAACAUGUCAGGCUCACUUGGAUCUCGAAAUACAAUAAUGAAUAAUGUCCCUUCUAGUGGGGUGCAACAAGCUGCAGGCAACCUUUCCAGUGGAAGAUUUGCAUCAAAUAAUCUUCCAGGUGCUCUUUCUCAGAUAUCUCACAGCAAUACACAUGGUCAUUCAGGGAUGGUGAAUAGAGCUGGUAUGAGUGUCAUUGGAAACCAAGGGUAUAGUGGUAGCACAAAUGGAGUUGGUGGUUCUAUCCCUGGGAUUCUCACAACCUCUUCUGCAAUUGGCAAUCGGACUGCUGUUCCAGGUUUAGGCGUUUCUCCGAUUAUGGGGAAUGCUGGCCCACGGAUUACAAGCUCAAUGGGGAACAUGGUAGGUGGGGGCAACAUUGGCAGAAGCAUUAGUUCUGGUGGAGGAUUGUCUGUGCCUGGUCUAGCUUCACGUCUAAAUUUAAUUGCCAACAGUGGUUCUGGAAAUAUGAAUGUGCAAGGACAAAACAGGCUUGUGGGCAGCAUGCUUCAACAAGCUUCUCCGCAGGUAAUUUCUAUGUUAGGCAAUUCCUACCCUUCAGCCGGUGGUCCUCUGUCACAAAACCAUGUACAAACUGUGAAUAACCUUAAUAAUAUGGGGAUGUUGAAUGAUAUGAAUGCCAAUGAUGGUUCUCCUUUUGACAUCAAUGAUUUCCCUCAACUGAGCGGUCGUCCCGGUUCUGCUGGAGGUCCUCAAGGACAAUUAGGUUCAUUGCGGAAACAAGGUCUUAGCCCAAUCGUUCAACAAAACCAAGAAUUCAGUAUUCAAAAUGAAGAUUUUCCGGCCUUACCAGGAUUUAAAGGUGGAAAUACUGACUAUUCUAUGGAGUUACACCAAAAGGAGCAACUUCACGACAGUUCUGUUUCCAUGAUGCAGUCUCAACACUUUCCUAUGGGAAGGUCUACUGGUUUCAAUUUGGGGGGAGCAUACUCAUCUCAUCGGCCACAACAGCAACAACAACAUGCCCCAUCAGUGAGUAGCAGCAUUGUCCCUUUUUCGACUGUAAACAAUCAGGAUCUACUCCAUUUACAUGGUUCAGACAUGUUUCCAUCAUCUCAUUCAACAUAUCAUGCACAGACCAGUGGACCCCCAGGCAUGGGACUACGACCUCUGAAUUCUCCGAAUUCGGUUUCUGGCAUCGGGUCAUACGACCAGCUUAUACAGCAAUAUCAGCAGCAUCAGAACCAGUCUCAAUUUCGCCUACAGCAAAUGUCUGCUGUAGGUCAACCAUAUAGGGAUCAAGCAAUGAAGCCCAUGCAGGGUGGGCAAACCACUUCUGACCCUUUUGGUUUGCUUGGUUUGUUGAGUGUGAUAAGAAUGAGUGACCCUGAUCUGACUUCUCUUGCACUUGGAAUUGACCUCACUACCCUUGGAUUGAAUUUGAAUUCUUCUGAAAAUCUUCACAAAACAUUUGGUUCCCCAUGGUCUGACGAACCUACCAAGGGAGAUCCAGAAUUUACCGUGCCACAAUGUUAUUAUGCUAAACAACCGCCACCUCUAAAUCAAGCUUACUUCUCAAAGUUUCAAUUAGAGACUUUGUUUUAUAUCUUCUACAGUAUGCCUAAGGAUGAAGCACAAUUAUAUGCUGCCAAUGAAUUGUAUAACAGAGGUUGGUUCUACCAUAGAGAUCAUUGUUUGUGGUUUAUGAGGAAUGCUAACAUGGAGCCACUUGUAAAGAUGAAUGCAUAUGAGAGAGGAUCUUAUAUUUGUUUUGAUCCAAACGCAUGGGAGACAGUCCGCAAGGAUAAUUUUGUUCUCCACUAUGAUAUGGACAGAAGUAAGCUCGUGCUUAGUCUAUCUUCUUUUUGGCAACUCUAUGAAGCUGUAUAUGAAGGCCAUCUGCAGAUCUGA